AUAUAAUAAUUUUAAAUGUAUAUUUAAAAGUGAUAAUUUAGUAAUUUGUUUUAAAAAAAAGAGAAGAUAAACGAAAAAAUAAUUAAUUUUUAAAAGAAAAUUUGAACAAAAUGUUAAAACGGUUGAGAUGGCAAUUCCUCACCGACACCAUCAUCGCGGCCCGUCACCUAUUGAUUCGGGCCACGUAAAUCGCGACCCGCUAUUCAUCAACGAUAACGAUAAAUUAUCUCCCCAUACAUUCUCUAAUAAUCCCAUUUCCUCUUCCGCCAGCGGGUUACUCGUGGAAAAAUACGAACAUGUCGGUAUUGGUAACAAUAUUAACAAGAAAUCCCAAAUCGCGCAUCAAAUACCAGGUUUGUAUGAUCCAGAAUCGUUUCCCGCUAUCGAAAAAAAAAUCGCGACUUUUCAUCCCCACCCCCAAUUAUCAUCCGAUAGAACGGGAAGUAAUAUUAACAGGGUAAACAAUGAUUCAUUUAAGAACAAUCCAUCCAACCAAAUAUUAAUUUCUAAACAAGGUGAUAAUAGCCUCGUACUAUGUUCAACAAAUAGUGAUUCGACUUACAAUAAUAGUUAUUCCAAUUAUAAGCUGGCUCCCAAUUCGGGAUCCCGGAUAGUAGCCACCAUAAUGCCUCACAUAGAAAUCGAAAAUAAGGUAUCCCCUUCUCUUAUGAAAGGCGUAGACACCGUCAUAAACCACGUCGUAUCCCCCAAAGCUCCUAAUUCUUCUAUAUCUCACCAUAAUUCGUCGUCAGGAAAUCUCAAUAACAAUACCUUAUAUCACCUAGAAACUAACAAACACGAUAACGACAUCGACCUAAAUUCAUGUAGUUCUCAACAAUUUCGAUAUAAUAACCAUAACAAUAAUUCUUAUUAUUUACCGGAAACGGGAAAUUCUGCCCACGCAACUGGAGGAACUCCAGUUUCUAGGCACCUUAAUCAUUCGUCUCUUCAUCAGGACGUUUACAAAUCGGAGAAGGAUAUUAUAUAUUCGCAUCCUUUGUACCCUCUAUUAGCGCUCAUUUUCGAAAAAUGCGAACUAGCCACGUGUACACCCAGGGACACUGUCUCAGCCAAUAACAACGUAAGCGACAUUUGUUCGUCCGAAUCUUUCGCCGAAGAUAUCGCUAUUUUUGCCAAACAACUUCAAUCUGAAAAAACAUUUUACGUGACAAAUUCCGAAAUCGAUUCUUUGAUGAUCCAAGCUAUUCAAGUGAUGAGGUUUCAUCUCCUAGAAUUAGAAAAAGUUCACGAAUUGUGCGAUAAUUUUUGCCAGAGGUACAUAAAUUGUUUGAAGGGCAAAAUGCCGAUCGAUUUAGUCAUAGAGGACAACGGAACCGCUAGUGCCAACCCGCCAUCUUUCCCUUCGCCGGGCGCCGCGUCUCAAUCGCAACCGGUUAAUAUUAUGGACUCAUCUUCCUCUUACCCACCCACUUCGACCGUUACCCAUGAUAACGGUUCGGUUAAAACCGCCAAACCUAACCUGACCGGGCAUAACAAUAAAAAAUCACUUAGUCAACAAAACAAUUUUUUGUCAACCACAAAUUCUUGCGAAAAACUUGAAAACAUGCAGGACAGUAGCAAUAGCAACGGUCCCUUAACUUAUGGCGACCCUUCCGAUCAUACUUCCUCGCCUCCUCAGCUACAUCAAUACGUGACGCCAAGCGGAGGGGCCAAAAAGAAAAAGAUUAGUGGUAACAACCGUAGCAAUGUAACGAGGAACACCGGAAACACGCCCGUGGAGGAUAUCUCUAACGAUUACCACUCCAAUCAUCACGAAGUCGCCAAUAAAUUCAAUGAUAACGAAAUCAAUCACCCUCCACAAAACGACGAUACGAAUAAUAGUAGCGUUAGCGAGAACAAUUUUUAUCCCGCUCUACCUCCAAACGGCUACAAUUACGAUCCUUAUUAUUACCAUCACCCCACGCAUCACCCAGCUGCCGUGGCUUAUUUCGACUACGCCGCCCACAAUCUUAACCCGAUGUCCAACAAUUUCCCUCAUUCUACCAUCGCCCACGAUAAUGACCCCAUCAGAUCAUCUAAUACCAUCAAUCAUAACCAUAAUUCGGGCGCCUCACCACCCACGUCUAAUCACGUCCCUUCCUCAUUUUACAACGUUCCCAAUCUAGGCAAUUUCAAUAACUUGAAUAACUAUGGUGCGGCGGCCGCGGCUGCUGCCAACCAUGUUAUGAUGUUAGCCGGCUAUCCGCCUGUUCACCCUCCUCUUCCUACCCACCCGAGACUGGAUAUUAACGAAAAUAUCGACAAUGUAAACGACAAAAAUAAUUCAUUUAUGCUUAAAGAACAACAAAAUGAACGAGAAAUCGAGGAAACGGCCCUGGGAGAUAUCGUCAACAAAAAUCGGGCUUAUUACGAUUACUACGCCAGCUCCCAAAAUUACCUGCACGGCAAAAUGGUGGGUUUGAACAACCUUAGUAAUCUCAACCGCGCGAAUAUCAACAACAUGUACGAGAUGAGUCACGAUACCGGAAACGAGACAGAAAAAUCGGGUGAUAAUUUGACCAAUUUUAGUAGCCAUCAUGCCAACGACUUGGUGGUUGGCAAUGAUUUUGACUCUUACGCCAACGUCAUGGCUGACAAUUCGAAUCGCCACCCCAUGAUGUUCGGCAUGGGGCACCCGGCCAUGUUUAACCCUUAUUUCGGAGCCCCGCAUCCCCAACACCCUCAUCCCGCUUACCAUCACCUCAACCCACACGCCGCCCUUCUCAACCAUCAUAAUUCAAUGGUCGGUGGGUUCGGCGCCGCCAAUUACAACAAUGGAAAUAUGGGUGGAAAUAAUGGAGGGAACAACAGCAGCGGGAGCAGUAACUUGGGAGCCAAUUUCAACCUCAACGAUAAUUCGUCAGAUCAGGGAGAUCAUAUGGAAAACAGUUUGGGAUCGGAAUGCGGCGAUGACGAAGACGACGACGAUAGGUUAGCUGGAAACGAGGGGUCCGGAGGUGGAAUGUUAGGCAACAAAAAGAGGUCUAAAAAACGUGGAAUAUUUCCCAAAGUGGCCACUAACAUAAUGAGAGCAUGGCUUUUCCAACAUUUGAGCCACCCAUAUCCAUCCGAGGAACAAAAAAAGCAAUUAGCUCAAGAUACCGGUUUAACCAUUUUGCAAGUCAAUAAUUGGUUUAUAAACGCGAGACGAAGGAUAGUUCAACCUAUGAUAGAUCAAUCAAAUAGAGCAGGACCCGCGCCGUAUAGUCCAGAGAGUGCUAACACCGCCGCUUAUUACAAUUCAGAUACAACCUUAAAUCCUUCUAUAAUGCCUUCCCCCGGAAAUAUAAUGCAUAUGAGACAUGAUUCGUUAUCGUCCGAUAUAAACACCGGCUCUGCUGACAAUACUUUACCCAUGUUACACAACGCCGCCUCCUUACCUUCCUCCCCCUCUCUUCAUCUUAAUCUCAACCACAUCCAUGGUAACAAUAACCCUGAGGAAGAAUCCUUGACCAAUGCCUUUAACCCAAUUCCCCCGCACCGCGUUAUGAUGCACCACGACCCGGUUGCAAUGGCGGCAGCUGCCGCCAUGUCUAUGUCUUACCAUCACCAUCAUCCCAUAGUUAAUCCUUAUCAUCAUAAUCCCUACCACCCCUAUCAUCAAUACGUACCACCCAUGCCCACAAAUAAUCAUUACAAUCCCGAUAAUAAUACCCAUCAAGCUUUCGGCGAUAAUAAUGGUAUUAACCAGCUACAUUACCCAGCCGCCGAUCCUCCUACCUUAUAAAUUUCUGAAUUUUCGACAAGAAAAAAUCACGCAUUCAUUGCACAGUUACGCAGUUUGCAGUAUGGCUAUCUUUCCUCACGAACUUAAAUCACAAAACGAGCUAUUACUAAUCUAUUACCAACCCUAUAGGCAAGUCCCGGCUGGCUAUAUCUCAAUUUUUUUAUAUCAUGAAAUAUAUAUAAGUGCAAUGGGGCUAUAAAGAGAAUUGGCGCCUUUUUAUUACUUUUAAAACACAUUUGUUGCCCGCGGGUAUUCAUGUAAUUUUAAUUGACAUAGUUGUUGAUAUCUCUUUAAAAAAAUUCUUUAUUUGUGAAAUAUGUCAAGCACUUGAUAUAUUUCGAAAAACAUUUUUUAAAACUAAAAAUCAUAUGUUAUUCUUUUAAUUCAAGAUAACAAAAAAUUUACACAGAAUCUCUUACGCGUUAUAUGUAAAAAAAUAUUAUACACCAUUUAUAAUUUUGAGAUUUUACUUUGUAUAUUAUUAUAAAUAUCGCUAUAAAAAUAUCAUAAAUUUAAUUUAUUUUAAACAUUUUUAAAAAUUAUUAUUUGUAAAUCGUGUUUUUCAUUUUAAUUGUAAUUUUUUUUUAAAUUUUAUUUUUUCUGUGAGUGCUAUAUCGUUAUACCAUUUAUUUUUUUAAAAAAAAUUAUGAUUAUUAACUUCUUAGCAAAAUUUUUAUUACUCUAAUUUACCUAUAGUUUAUAUUAUUAUAUAUAUUUUUCAUAAAA
This is a messenger RNA of Gordionus sp. m RMFG-2023, 4453 nucleotides long. Its product is annotated as GATA zinc finger domain-containing protein 14-like. Gene Ontology annotation, biological process: eye development; positive regulation of cell population proliferation; positive regulation of transcription by RNA polymerase II. The record is from RefSeq and is a predicted model, not a curated record. The transcript is spliced from 12 exons. Bases 128 to 3727 code for a protein of 1199 amino acids. NCBI's taxonomy places the organism in Eukaryota, Metazoa, Nematomorpha, Gordioida, Chordodea, Parachordodidae. Gene Ontology annotation, molecular function: DNA-binding transcription activator activity, RNA polymerase II-specific; RNA polymerase II cis-regulatory region sequence-specific DNA binding.